Menidia menidia (Atlantic silverside) is the source of this 462-nucleotide messenger RNA. The record is from the annotation of a GenBank genome assembly. Lineage: Eukaryota; Metazoa; Chordata; Actinopteri; Atheriniformes; Atherinopsidae.
AUGUUUAUUUUUGAAUAUAUUUUUGUUUUGUUUGCUGCAGGAGUUAAAGUUCCACGCAAUUUUCGUUUGUUGGAAGAACUUGAAGAGGGCCAGAAGGGCGAAGGCGAUGGCACAGUUAGCUGGGGCCUCGAGGACGAUGAAGAUAUGACUCUAACACGAUGGACAGGCAUGAUCAUUGGACCAGCAAGAACCAACUACGAGAACAGGAUAUACAGCCUGAAGGUGGAAUGUGGACCUAGAUACCCAGAGACAGCGCCGACUGUUAGAUUUGUUACAAAAAUUAGCAUGAAUGGGAUAAAUAAUUCCAACGGGACGGUGGAUUCACGUAGCAUACCAAUAUUAGCAAAAUGGCAGAAUUCUUAUAGCAUUAAAAUUGUUCUUCAAGAGUUAAGGCGUCUAAUGAUGUCCAAAGAAAAUAUGAAGCUUCCACAACCACCAGAAGGACAAACCUACACCACUUAA